AUGCCCCGCAACCCCUCCGCAACCCGCCCCCCCGACCGGGACCGCGACGCCCGCCGCGAGCGCCGCCACCACCGGCGCAACUCGUCCUUGGCGCCCGACGACGACGACCUGCAACAGCAGCACCAGCGGCGGCGGCGACGGCGGCCCAGCACAGCGCGGGCGGGCGGUGCCGACGACCGGAGCUCGGAAGAGGGCGGCGGCGGCGGCGGCGGUGGUGGUGGUGGUGGUGGUGGUGGGGUGUUGUCGGCGGCGGCGCUGGCGAGGCUGAAUCGCGCGAAUGGGUCGGCGCCGCCGUUGGCGAUGCCUGGGGGUGGUGGUGGUGGUGGGAGGGAGAGGGUGAGGGAGAGGGAAAGGGAACGGGAGAGGGAGAGAGAACGGGAGGUGGAGAGGGAGAGGGAGUUGAGGAGGGAGAGACGGAGGGAGCAGGAUAGGGAGAGGGAGCGGGAGAGGAAUCGGAUGAGGGAUCGGAGUCGCGGGUAUGAGGUUGUGGAUGUCUCGCCGCCGGGGGAGAGUGAGAGGUAUGAUGUGGUGGAUGUGUCGCCGGUGAAGGAGGGGAGGGGGCAUAGGGGGCCUGAGAGGGAUAAGAGGAGGAGUGCUCGGGUGGUGAGCGGGCCGGUGCUGGAGGAGGGGAGAGGAGGUGGUAGCGGCGGUGGUGGUGGGAGAGGGUGGACCGGGUUGAGGGGUGGUGGACGAGGGAGUGAUGAUAGUAUGGGGACCGAGAAAGAGCCGUUAUGGAACGGGAAACCGGCGCCGUGGUACAAGCAGAAGAAAAAGCUAUGGAUCCUCAUCGGUGUCUGCACCGUGCUGCUUAUUAUCAUCAUCAUCGUGGCGGCUGUGGUGGUCCCCAACUCUGGCGGGGAUGACAAAAAGCGCGAUGGAGGUGGAAGCAGCAGCGACAGCGAGAGCGGCCUCGGAGGGGUAUCACCGGACAGUAUACCAAAAGGGGCCCCGUCUUGGCUGAACCCAUUCGUAUGGGAGGACACAGCCGACUUCAACCUCACUUACACCGACGAAACGGUCGGCGGUCUGCCCCUCAUGGGCCUCGACACGGAGUGGGAUGAUUCUGCAAAAGCCAACGACCAUGUGCCAGCAUUGGACAAGCCAUGGGGCGACUACGCCAAGCGGCCAGCACGAGGCGUCAAUGUGGGCGGCUGGCUCUCGCUCGAGCCAUUCAUCACGCCCUCUCUCUUCAACUACGAUCUCCGUAUGGGCAUCGUCGAUGAGUACACCCUCUGCAAAUACCUAGCCAAACGAUGCGAGAGCGUCCUCGAGAAGCACUACGCUACUUUUGUGACGGAGGACACCUUCAAGGAGAUCCGAGAUGCCGGGCUCGACCACGUCCGCAUCCCCUUCUCCUACUGGGCCGUGGAGGUCUACGACGGCGACCCCUACGUCUUCCGCACCUCAUGGCGCUACCUACUCCGAGCCAUCGAGUGGUGCCGCCGCUACGGCCUCCGCGUCAACCUCGACGUGCACGGCCUGCCCGGCAGCCAGAACGGUUGGAACCACAGCGGCCGACUCGGUCCCAUCAACUGGCUGAACGGUACCGACGGCGCCCUCUGGGGUAAGCGCGCCCUGGAGUUCCACGACAGCCUCUCCAAAUUCUUCGCCCAGCCGCGCUACAAGAACAUCAUCAGCCACUACGGUCUAGCCAACGAGCCCAAGAUGACCUUCCUCGACUCGCAGGAGGUCCUCCAAUGGACGACGGACGCGCACGCUCUCGUACGCAAGAACGGUGUAUCAGACGCCAUCGUGGUCUUCGGCGACGGCUUCCGCGGCCUGCACAACUGGCAGGGCGAGCUGCAGGACCUCGACCGGGCGGCGCUCGACGUGCACCAGUACGUCAUCUUCAACACAGGCCAGAUCGUCUUUAACCACACGGCCAAGGUGCGCUACGCGUGCGAGGGCUGGACCGAGCAGACCCUCCAGAGCAUGGAUCGCAGCACCGGCUUCGGCCCCACCCUCGUCGCCGAGUGGUCCCAGGCCGACACCCGACUGCGCCAAGCACCUGACGAACGUGGGCUGAGAGAACCGCUGGACGGGCUCGUUGAUAACCCCCGACGGGAGUGGGGAUGUGACCCACCCCGCGCUGUCCGGCGCAGGAUAACUCGUGCAGUUGUGACGAGGCCAAUGCGCCGUUGUUGUACCACUCUGGGGAUAUUGUUGCCGUUUGAGAUUGGUGUUGCUAACGGGCGUUGUCAACAGACCACAAUGGAGCUACAAAAAGGGGCUCGCGGCCGGUGUCCUCCCGGCCAAGGCAUACGAGAGGAGCUUUGA
Messenger RNA from Chaetomium globosum CBS 148.51, 2277 nucleotides. RefSeq lists its product as uncharacterized. NCBI's taxonomy places the organism in Eukaryota, Fungi, Ascomycota, Sordariomycetes, Sordariales, Chaetomiaceae. Gene Ontology annotation, cellular component: extracellular region; cell surface. Bases 1 to 2277 code for a protein of 758 amino acids. Gene Ontology annotation, molecular function: beta-glucosidase activity. The record is from RefSeq and is a predicted model, not a curated record. The transcript has 3 exons. Gene Ontology annotation, biological process: glucan catabolic process.